Messenger RNA from Caenorhabditis remanei, 1662 nucleotides. RefSeq lists its product as uncharacterized. The transcript has 8 exons. NCBI's taxonomy places the organism in Eukaryota, Metazoa, Nematoda, Chromadorea, Rhabditida, Rhabditidae. Bases 1 to 1662 code for a protein of 553 amino acids. The record is from RefSeq and is a predicted model, not a curated record.
AUGAUUCUCUUGCUCUUUCUCUUUCUAACCACUCCUCUGACGUGUUUGGACUCUGAAAACAACCAGCCAAUAUAUAAAUUCGCAAUAGUCUCUGGAGUUGUCGACGUGGCGAAUGCAACGACUACUCUUCCGAGUGUUGAGAGUGAGGAUGCGUGUGUCGACAAGUGUGAAACUGAUGCCAAUUGUGUACUGGCAUUUGUAUCCACCUCGUUGACCUGUUAUCUCUUUGACUAUGGAUCUAUCACUGCGGUCUCAAAAAAUGGAACAAAUGGAACUGGAGACGCUGGAACUGUUGCUUUCAAGGUAUAUACCAACCAACCUGCUUGCGAUCUGAAUCUCCAAUUCUUGCUCAAUGGAAAAAAUUAUCCACUGAAUGCAAAUGAUACAACCAAGGACUUGUGGAAAAUUGAUACCGAUGAAAAUGGAUGGAUUAUCAGUUACGGCACUCCGCCUCCUCUCAUCUGUGGAAACUUCACCUACAACCGUCCCUACCCAGACGGUUGCAAUCCGGAAUGUGAUGUCACAAUGGUUCAAGUCAACGCAAUACCCGGACCACUGUCAACAGAAUACAACAAUCAAGACGCCAAUAACUGGAAUGAUUGCAUGUACGCUUGUCAUGGGAAUCUUGCGUGUUUCGCUACCUAUUUCGACUCAACCGUCGGAUGUCGCUGGUGGAAUAUCUACAAAAUCUGGUUCUUUAAUAGAACAGAGGCUCAGGAUAUGCAAGGAGCCCAUAUGGCUAUCAAGAUUCCCCUGAGUCCAGUAUCCUGUAAAUACACAACUGAACAAUUGUUGGAUGACAAGUACUACCUUCCAUACAACAGGAUUCUAGCAUCUGUCAGACGAGGAUUUUUCCGAAUGAGGACGACACCGAAGUACUACAAAUUCUCGGCUUACGUGGAUGAAAAGUUCGAUUACAAAUUCACCUUUACUGGAUGUGAGUUCGGCACACGUGCAUCAGCGACCCAGACCUAUAACAAGCAAUCAGGGACAUUCACGACUAACGAAGAGACACUGAUGUGUGUUGGUCUAGUAAAUACUCCGAAUAUCACACAAGUCGCUGCGAACGAGUUGUGUCAUGAGAUGGAUGGAAAACUGAUGACCGAAAGACAUGCAGCAUUUAUCAAUGAUGGAAAUAAUUGUCCAGGGUCAUACUCGAGAAUUGAGUUGUAUACGCUGAUGUAUCCGGAUUAUGGGACAAAGGUCGGAUUUAAUUACCAAAAUCAACAAGGUUUCAAGAUAUGGUUUGGAUUGGAGAAGGAAUCUAGUCAAUCUUUCAAAUGGCAAGCACCCGAGUGGUCAAUCGUUAAUGGAGAGACGUAUAAAAUGUGCUCUUCGGGAUUGCCUUGGAACACUUAUGUGAAUGAAACUAUAAAUCAAGUACAGUUCACAUGGGGACCUGGUGAACCAGCGGCGGGUGAUGGACUGGACUGCGGAUAUAUGUACUACAAAUAUAACACUUCAUACCCAGGAUACAGUCUCAAAGCAGCGAGAUGCGACGACGUUGCCGAUAUCUUCGCUUGCGGACACGAAACCCAAGCAAAAAAAGGAAUUCCACCGUUCCAACAGAUUGCUGACGAAUACGGUCGAAGUCUUAAAACUCAUGAGAAAGACCCGGCAUAUUGGCAAUAUCAAUAUUAUAAUGAAAGCGCCACAUCAUAA